Suillus subalutaceus is the source of this 1596-nucleotide messenger RNA. RefSeq lists its product as uncharacterized. The record is from RefSeq and is a predicted model, not a curated record. Bases 1 to 1596 code for a protein of 531 amino acids. The transcript has 12 exons. NCBI's taxonomy places the organism in Eukaryota, Fungi, Basidiomycota, Agaricomycetes, Boletales, Suillaceae.
AUGCACCUUCCGCGCUCUGUUUUUUCAGAACGACAGAUUGAUAUUUUGCUCUGGCUACUUCAGGUCAACAAUGUGGACAAUGUGCCUUCGGUGAAGUCUGUCAAACUCAUCAAAGACACUAUUCAACAACUAUGUGGUAUCCGCUCAAUCCCUUAUGAUGGCGCUCUUGGACAUAAGUACUAUGUUAACUCGCUGCCUGACAUUAUUCAGCAGGAAAUGAUGAAUCCUCGAGUUCGCCCACUGUUACACUUCUACCCUGAAGAUACUGGCGAACUCGACCCAGAGCUGCUUACACCUGUCGUCAGACUGCACAACCAAGACUUCUUUGUUUUCGAGCCUGCAUUGUUAUCGAUCACUCGUGAACUGGAUUGUGGUUGGGUUGUAGAAGAUUUUCAUUCAUUUGAAGUAUCAGGAAAACGAUCUUCUUCAAAGCAACAUCUGGUCUACCGCGUGCAUACUCAAUCUAUGGUAACCGAUGGCGUGUUUGGGCAUCACGGUGCUCGCGUAUUUGUGAUGCCUCUCUGGUUAUACUGCGACGACACAUCUGGAAACUUGUUGAAGAAGUGGAACAAACAUAAUUCAUUUCUUUUUACAGCUGCGGGAUUGCCACGAGCAGACAUUCACCAAGAGUACAACGUCCAUUUUCUUUGUACAUCGAAUCUUGCCCCUCCACUUGAAAUGUUGGAUGGCAUUGUAGACCAACUUGAAGAAUCAUGGAAGCAAGGCAUCUGGGCCUGGGACUGCGUCCACGAGGAGUAUGUUCAUGUCAUUCCGUCAGUCUUGGCCUUGCUUGUGGACAACCCCAUGCAAAGUGAGAUGGCCUGUCAUAUUGGGUUGAUGGGGAAAUAUUUUUGCUGUAUUUCUGCUGCACAGCCUGAAGAUACUGACCACAGUGUUGGUGAGGCUAGUGGAAGUGAAUCUGAUGCCCAUGCUGAUGCUCCUCCAAAAUCUACACGGAAACGAGCAAAGGAGACCAUGGAGGAGAUGGUAAUAUGGGUUAAGUGCAUGGUAGAUAGGAGAACCGCGAAGACUUCUACGGGCAUCAAGGACACCUUUCUAGACUCAUUCUUGAAUCGCCUAGCUGAAUCACACUGCAAAAUUCGGGGUGGUAACAGGGCGAAGCAGGCAGCGCUCAAUAGAGUCAAAGAGACGCUGCCUAAAAUUGUCACAAGUAUCGAUCCUCACACUGACGCACCUGUGGAAAUCCUCCACACAGUCCUUCUCGGAUUCAUCAAAUACCUUUGGUGUGAUGUUGUCUCUGUAAGGAUUGGAAAAGACAAAUUGAAGUGUGAACUUUUAGAAACUAGCCUCUCAUCUGUUGACGUCUCGGGUCUUGGACUCAGCCAUCUUGCUGGUCACACCCUUGUUCAAUAUGCAGGGUCUCUUGUUGGUCGUGACUUUUGCGCCAUUGCGCAAGUUGCACUCUUCAUGCUUCAUGACUUGGUACCCAUGGAAUGCUAUGAUACUUGGGUUGCGUUAUCGAACAUGAUACCACUCAUCUGGCAGCCCAAAAUUGAAAACUCCAUGGAACAUUUGUGUAAUCUCAUGACAUCGAUCAAUAACUUCCUCGCGUGCACUGCCAGAUGGACUCCUUGA